CGAUUCUCCCGACUGUAAUUGCUUCUCAGAUGAUCUGUAGUGUAAAAUUUGUUAGAAAACUUAUGAAAAUGGAUCGAAAAAAAUUAGAAAUUAUAAAAUAACGCGCGAAGAAAGAUCAGGUUGCGAUUGGUCGUGAACUACACGUGAUAAAUUCGUCUCACGUUUCUGUUUCGCGGUUGAAAUACUAAUAAUAACCAACCGCCGUUGUUACCGGUUACUUGUCAUCGGUUGCUCGUCGCGGAAUUGAGCAAGGACUUGUCAUCGGUUACUCGUCACGGAAUUGAGCAAGCAAGGAUUGCUCGUUAGAAUUGUAACACUCGACAGAAAAACAUGCACGUGAUUAAACGCGACGGUCGUGUUCAGGCUGUUCACUUUGAUAAAAUAACAUCAAGAAUUGUGACGUUAUGUUACGGUUUGGAUAUGAAUUAUGUGGAUCCUUCUGUUGUUACUCAUCGUGUCAUAUCUGGUUUUUAUUCUGGAAUGACAACGGUUGAAUUGGACACUUUGGCGGCUGAUAUUGCAGCAAGCAUGGUCAAUCAGCAUCAGGAUUAUGAGACUUUAGCAGGAAGAAUUGCCAUAUCCAACCUGCAUAAGGAAACGAAGAAAGUUUUCAGUGAAGUAAUAACUCAGUUAUACCAUGGACAUGUAUCAAUCAUGAACAAACGUUUUCCCACAAUCUCUGAGAAACACUAUAUGAUUAUUCAAGAGAGUGCAGACAAAUUAAAUUCAGCUAUAAUUUAUGACAGGGAUUUCAAUUAUAGUUAUACUACGUUUAAAAUCCUUGAGAAUAAAUACUUGCUGAAACUAAAUGGAAAGGUGGUCGAGAGGCCACAGCAUAUGCUGAUGCGGGUUGCUGUAUGUAUUCACGGCGAAGACGUUGAUAAAGCUAUAGAGACGUAUAAUUUUCUAUCAAAACAAUAUUUUGUACAUGCUGCACAGACAUUAAAUACUGCUUGUACCGUUAAACAGCAACUAGCUAGUUCAUUUUUAUUGACGAUGUCUGAGGAUAGCAUAGAUGGAAUAUUAGAUUCCUUACAAAGAGCCGCCAUUUUAUGCUAUCAUAAUGGCGACAUUGGUUUUAACGUGCAUUGCAUUCGUGCAAAAAACACACCUAUACGUGGCACAGGAGGUGUGUCGAACGGAUUGGUUCCUAUGUUAAAAGCAUACAAUACAUCUAUCCCGACCGUUUGCAAGAAUGGCAAGACUGAAGCACCAAUUACCGUGUAUCUAGAACCAUGGCAUUUGGAUGUAUUUGAGUUCUUGGAACUCAAGAGGAACAUUGGUGAUGAACAAUUGAGAGCUAAAGAUAUGUUUUACGCGCUGUGGACCCCGGACUUAUUUUUGAAACGUGUUUUUAACGACGAUGAUUGGAGCCUGAUGUGUCCGCACGAGUGUCCGGGGUUGAUUGAAACCUGGGGUGAUGAAUUUGAGACUUUGUAUAUCAAGUAUGAGAAGGAGAAACGUUUCCGGAAACAAGUUAAGGCCAGAGAUUUAUGGCUUCUCGUAACUCAGUUACAAGCUCAAACGGGUACACCAUACAUAGUGUAUAAGGAUCAUUGUAAUCGCAAGUCAAAUCAUCAAAACUUGGGCACAAUUCAAUGCGGUAGCUUUUCCACCGAGGUCAUUCAAUAUUCGAGUUCCGAUGAAGUUGCCGCGUGCAAUACAGCUGCAAUUGCCGUCGAUAUGUUUGUGAAUUCUACCUCGAGAACUUACGACUUCUCUAAGCUUAAGGAAGUAGCCAAAGUUGUUACGUACAAUUUGGAUAAGAUAAUAGACGUUAAUUCAUAUCCUCUUGAAGAAGCAGCAUGGUCCACUAGUAAACAUAGAGCCAUCGGUAUUGGCGUAACGGGCUUGGCGGAUGCGUUUAUCUUAAUGAGAUAUCCAUUUGAAAGUAAAGAGGCUAAAGAGCUCAAUGUACAAAUUUUUGAAACCCUUUAUUAUGGUGCCUUAGAAGCUAGUUGCGAAAUGGCCAUGGAAAAUGGGCCUUAUGAGACGUAUGAAGGAAGUCCAGUUAGUAACGGAAUUUUGCAAUAUGAUAUGUGGAAUGUAAAACCAACAGACUUAUGGAAUUGGGAUACUUUAAAAGCAAAGAUAGCAAAACACGGAAUACGGAAUUCUUUAUUGAUCGCGCAGAUGUCGGAUUCUUUCAUGGCGCAAAUGUUAGGAAACAAUGAAUCAAUUGAGCCAUAUAUAAGCAACAUAUGUAUAAUGUAUGCGUUAUCUAAACGGUUUCCAUAUGUUAAGGCACGUUUAUUGCGUGAUCUUGUUGAAAAAGGUCUUUGGAGUGAAGACAUGUGUAAUAAAAUCAUUGCUAAUGGUGGUUCCAUACAAAAUAUCGAUGAUAUACCCGAGGAUUUGAAGUUACUUUAUAAAACUGCCUGGGAAAUGCCGCAAAAGACAAUUUUUGAAAUGGCGGCUGCUCGUGCACCUUAUAUCGAUCAAUCGCAGUGUUUGAAUGUUCACAUGAUUGACCCAUCCGAUAAACUCACGUCAAUGCACUUUUAUGCGUGGGAAAUUGGUUUGAAGUCUAGUAUGUAUCAUCUCAAAACUGAAGACUCUGCUGACUAUAUUCAAACGAAAGCUGAAAAAUAACAUUUUUAACGAAGGCGUAACGCCAAAUGUCACGGACAAAAAAUAUGUGAAACAUAGAUAUCAACAACAUUGCGUUUGAAGUUGUUUCUUUAAAUAUUAUAUGAAAAUUAUAAACAUUUUAAUAUACUAUUUUUUUAAAUAGCGUUC
This is a messenger RNA of Dinoponera quadriceps, 2739 nucleotides long. RefSeq names its product ribonucleoside-diphosphate reductase large subunit-like. Gene Ontology annotation, cellular component: ribonucleoside-diphosphate reductase complex. Gene Ontology annotation, molecular function: ATP binding; ribonucleoside-diphosphate reductase activity, thioredoxin disulfide as acceptor. The transcript has 11 exons. Gene Ontology annotation, biological process: DNA replication; deoxyribonucleotide biosynthetic process. The coding region runs from base 331 to 2592 and encodes 753 amino acids. The record is from RefSeq and is a predicted model, not a curated record. NCBI's taxonomy places the organism in Eukaryota, Metazoa, Arthropoda, Insecta, Hymenoptera, Formicidae.